Molecule: messenger RNA, 595 nt
Organism: Acaulospora colombiana
Lineage: Eukaryota; Fungi; Glomeromycota; Glomeromycetes; Diversisporales; Acaulosporaceae
Source: the annotation of a GenBank genome assembly
GGAGAGGAGAAAAGGGAGUAACAAAGACGAAGAAAGAGAAAGACAAGAGAUCGGGAAUAGAGAAAUACACAACAACAAGAAAGGAACAAAAGUAAGGAAAUUACAAAAAAGAGAGAAGAAUAAAGAAGCAGCUACAAUAGAAAAGAGAGGAAAGCAAUGUAGGGAAGAAAAAGACAAUAAAUGCGACAAAUCAGUGGACAAGAGGAGAGAAGAAAAAGCAAGAAAUGUAAAACAGUACGAGAGAGAGAAAAGAGCGAAAGAAUCUAAGAAUAAAGAGGAUGAGAGUUGCAGGAACAGAAGCAAUAAGGAGAAAGUAGAUAAGCAAGAUAAGCAACAGGCAGAAGAUAUAAGAGAAAAUGAGAAAGGUAGCAAGAAAAUGAAAAGUAAAGCAAGAAAGAAGGAAAAGAAAAGAAAGAAACAGGAAACGGGAGAAGCAGAAAAUAGCAGAAUCGAAAAUGAGAGGAACAAGAAAGAACAAAAGACACAAAGUAAAAACGCAAGAGUUAAAAUGACGAAAGAUGGACAGAGAAAGAAGCAACAAAGGAUAAAAGGUACAGUGAGAGCAAAUUACAGCGAGGAAGAAAUAGAGUGGGAA